UAAAAUAUUUCAACUGAUUGUUUCGAACAAGACACAAAACCUACUUCGAAUUUUUCAGGAACUGAUGAGAGAGCAAUAGUUCAACCUUCAAACCCAACACAACUUACCCUCUUUCCUAAAUACCUCGUUGAUAUUCUUAGGCACGUGUUCGAACUAACAUCUCUACCUCACAUAGUGAAUAGGUUUUCAUAUCAAGGAAUCUUGCUUUGAAUAAUUUUUUUUUUUGAGUCAUACCCAGUACCACCUACCUAGGCUCAAUUCUGUGUAAUUUCUAUGAAAGUUAAGCCAAACCCAGAUUCUGUUUUUGGGUUAAUCACUGAUUUCAAGAGGACCCAAAAGUCAAGAUUUUGAUUUGGGUUUAGUCUUGAUAAGGAAUUGCAAGAAGGGUUUUUGAAGAAAAAUCAAUAAGAUUUCUGAAUUUGGGUUUCAUUUUGCUUAUCUUUGGAAGAUAUGAAUUUCAGGAGCUUAGAAGAGUUCUGGGCCUUUUAUGUGAAUCAGCACUCAAAACCAUCCACAAGGCGCUGGCAUUUCAUAGGCACACUUAUUUCUAUCUUCUUCAUGCUUUGUUCGGUGGUUUUUAGCUGGUGGUUUCUGUUCUUUGUGCCAGUCUCUGGGUAUGGAUUUGCGUGGUACAGCCAUUUCUUUGUAGAAGGGAAUGUUCCGGCCACGUUUGGGCAUCCAUUUUGGUCUCUUUUCUGUGAUUACAAGAUGUUUGGAUUGAUGCUUACUGGGAAAAUGGAUAAGGAGAUCAAGAGGCUUGGAAAGAGGCCUGUAUUGCAGGGCUUUUAACUGUUUUGUUGGCGACCCUUUUGCUAAGCUGGGAAUUCGCUGAGUAAAUGUGAGGCUUGAAUGCAUCAAUAAUAGAGGGCAGGAUGCAUUGCAGUUUCCUCCUCUGGAUGAGUUGGAUUUGAUCCAGAGCAGGAUGUCGAGGGAUGUAUCUGAUGGUGAAGUACUGCCACCAUGCUCUGUUGGUCUUAGAGGUAUAGGAUAAAAUUGAUUAUGUGAAAGAGUUACUGGCUAAAGUCUAAACACAAGACAUCUAUGAGCUCCCACCAUAUUGCACAUGUAUUUAAAUUGACCAUAAAGUGCAUUUGGUUGCACCAUCUAGCUGAAUAUAUUUCACAAAAGUUUCUUGGGUGAUUGUUUCUUAAA
Molecule: messenger RNA, 1152 nt
Organism: Quercus robur (English oak)
Lineage: Eukaryota; Viridiplantae; Streptophyta; Magnoliopsida; Fagales; Fagaceae
Exons: 2
Coding region: 451-789 (112 amino acids)
Source: RefSeq, a predicted model, not a curated record